CGGCGCCUCAUCGGCUGUUGUGGACACCGGGAGCUUUCCGGUGAGCCCGAUCCAGCGCAGGUAGCCUGUGGAGCCGUUUGAACCCGCCAAGGCCCCCGAGGCCCACUUUCCCUGUCGUUGGCCGUCAGCCAGCAGGCCUGGCCGCUGUACCGCGAGGAGAACACCUCCUCAGGGCCAUGUCCAGGCCGAGUAGCGUCUCCCACCGGCCGUCGGCUCCUGGAGGGGGCGGCGGCAGCGGCCCGGUGCCGUGUGGCCCUGCGGGAGGCGGCCGGGCCAAGGGGCUGAAGGACAUUCGUAUAGACGAGGAGGUGAAGAUCGCGGUCAAUAUCGCUCUGGAGCGUUUCCGAUACGGGGACCAGAGAGAAAUGGAAUUUCCUUCUUCUUUGACCAGUACGGAAAGAGCCUUUAUUCAUCGAUUGAGUCAGUCUCUUGGUUUGGUUUCUAAAAGUAAAGGAAAGGGAGCAAGUAGAUACCUAACUGUGAAGAAGAAAGAUGGAUCAGAAACAGCUCAUGCAAUGAUGACCUGUAAUUUGACUCAUAAUACAAAACAUGCUGUUAGGAGCCUAAUUCAAAGAUUUCCUGUCACCAGUAAAGAGCGUACUGAACUUCUGCCUAAAACAGAAAGAGGAAAUGUGUUUGCAGUUGAAGCUGAAAACCGGGAAAUGAGCAAGACAAGUGGGCGACUCAACAGUGGCAUAUCUCAGAUUCCAGUGAAAAGAGGAGAAUCUGAAUUUGAUUCUUUCAGGCAGUCUCUGCCAGUGUUUGAGAAACAAGAAGAAAUUGUUAAAAUAAUUAAGGAAAAUAAAGUAGUUUUGAUUGUAGGAGAAACUGGAUCUGGAAAGACUACACAGAUUCCUCAGUUCCUUUUAGAUGAUUGCUUUAAAAAUGGUAUCCCCUGCCGUAUAUUUUGUACUCAACCAAGACGAUUAGCAGCUAUUGCUGUGGCUGAAAGAGUUGCUGCAGAGAGAAGAGAAAGGAUUGGUCAGACAAUUGGGUAUCAGAUCCGUUUAGAAAGCAGGGUUUCUCCAAAGACACUUCUGACAUUUUGCACCAAUGGGGUACUGCUUCGUACUCUGAUGGCAGGAGAUAGUUCAUUGUCAACUGUGACACAUGUUAUUGUGGAUGAAGUACAUGAAAGGGAUCGAUUUAGUGAUUUUUUACUUACAAAGUUAAGAGAUUUGUUGCAGAAGUACCCAACUUUGAAACUAGUUCUUUCUAGUGCUGCCUUAGAUGUAAAUCUUUUUAUGAGAUAUUUCGGGAGUUGUCCAGUGACAUACAUACAGGGAAGACCAUUUGAAGUAAAAGAAAUGUUUCUGGAAGACAUUUUAAGAACUACUGGAUACACAAAUAAAGAAAUGUUAAAAUACAAAAAGGAAAAACAACGAGAAGAAAGACAACAAACCACACUUACAGAAUGGUACUCAGCUCAAGAGAAUACUUUCAAGCCUGAAUCUCAGAGACAGAGAGCUGUCCCAAAUGUAACUGAAGAAAAUGAUUUAUUGGAUGAUGGUGGUGAUGCCGUCUUCAGUCAGUUGACAGAAAAAGAUGUGAAUUGCCUUGAACCAUGGUUAAUAAAGGAAAUGGAUGCUUGUCUUUCUGACAUAUGGCUGCGUAAAGAUGUUGAUGCCUUUGCUCAGGUCUUUCACCUUAUUUUAACUGAAAAUGUUAGUGUGGAUUACAGACAUAGUGAAACCAGUGCAACAGCUUUGAUGGUUGCUGCAGGACGAGGUUUUUCAAGUCAAGUAGAACAGUUAAUUAGUAUGGGAGCCAAUGUUCAUAUUAAAGCAUCAAAUGGCUGGAUGGCUUUAGAUUGGGCUAAACACUUUGGACAGACUGAAAUUGUGGAUCUUCUAGAAUCUUACAGUGCUUCAUUGGAAUUUGGAAAUUUAGAUGAAAGUUCUUUGGUUCAAACAAAUGGGAGUGAUCUCAGUGCAGAAGACAGAGAGCUCCUGAAAGCUUAUCAUCAUAGUUUUGAUGAUGAAAAAGUAGACUUGGAUUUGAUCAUGCAUCUUCUAUACAAUAUCUGCCAUAGUUGUGAUUCUGGUGCAAUAUUGAUUUUCCUGCCUGGAUAUGAUGAAAUUGUUGGUCUGAGGGAUCGCAUCCUGUUUGAUGACAAGCGGUUCGCUGACAAUACUCAUAGGUACCAAGUCUUUAUGCUUCAUUCAAAUAUGCAAACAUCCGAUCAAAAGAAGAUAUUAAAAAACCCACCUGCAGGUGUUCGAAAAAUAAUCCUUUCCACCAAUAUUGCUGAAACCAGCAUCACAGUCAAUGACGUUGUCUUUGUUAUUGAUUCUGGUAAAGUGAAAGAGAAAUCCUUCGAUGCACUGAAUUUUGUUACAAUGUUAAAAAUGGUGUGGAUUUCCAAAGCUAGUGCCAUACAGCGAAAAGGCAGGGCAGGGCGAUGCAGACCUGGAAUUUGUUUCCGGCUGUUCAGUAGACUUCGAUUCCAGAAUAUGUUGGAAUUUCAGACUCCAGAACUUUUGAGAAUGCCAUUACAGGAACUUUGUUUACAUACCAAGCUCUUAGCCCCAGUUAAUUGUCCUAUUGCUGAUUUCCUUAUGAAAGCUCCUGAACCUCCACCAACUUUAAUUGUAAGAAAUGCUGUGCACAUGCUUAAGACAAUAGAUGCAAUGGAUGCAUGGGAAGAUCUCACUGAACUUGGAUAUCAUUUGGCUGACUUGCCAGUAGAACCACAUCUUGGUAAAAUGGUCCUAUGUGCUGUGGUGUUAAAGUGUCUGGAUCCCAUCCUUACAAUUGCCUGCACACUAGCCUAUCGAGAUCCGUUUGUCCUGCCAACACAGGCCUCUCAAAAACGUGCAGCUAUGCUUUGUAGGAAACGUUUCACUGCAGGGACUUUCAGUGACCACAUGGCACUUCUCAGAGCAUUCCAGGCAUGGCAGAAGGCUCGAAGUGAUGGGUGGGAGCGAGCCUUUUGUGAAAAGAAUUUUCUUUCACAAGCUACUCUGGAAAUAAUCAUAGGCAUGAGAACUCAGUUGCUUGGUCAACUUAGAGCAUCAGGUUUUGUGAGAGCACGAGGUGGUGGUGACAUUCGAGAUGUUAACACAAAUUCUGAGAACUGGGCUGUCGUUAAAGCUGCAUUGGUUGCAGGCAUGUAUCCUCAUUUAGUCCACGUGGACAGAGAGAAUGUAGUAUUGACAGGGCCAAAGGAGAAAAAAGUACGGUUUCAUCCCACUUCAGUUCUCAGUCAGUCUCACUAUAAAAAGAUUCCUCCAGCUAAUGGUCAAGCUGCAGCAAUUCAGGCACUGCCCACAGAUUGGCUUAUUUAUGAUGAAAUGACCAGAGCUCAUAGAAUAGCUAAUAUUAGAUGUUGUUCAGCAGUGACACCUGUCACUGUAUUGAUAUUUUGUGGACCAGCUAGGUUGGCAAGUAAUGCUCUUCAGGAACUUUCAUCUUUUCGAGCAGAUGGUAUUCCUAAUGACAGUAGUGAUAGUGAAAUGGAAGACAGAACUACUGCUAAUUUGGCAGCUUUAAAACUUGAUGAGUGGCUCAAUUUCAAACUAGAGCCAGAGGCAGCCAGUUUAUUGCUGCAGCUUAGACAGAAGUGGCAUAGCUUAUUUUUACGCCGAAUGAGAGCUCCAUCCAAACCUUGGUCCCAAGUUGAUGAUGCUACCAUAAGAGCAAUUAUAGCUGUUUUAAGCACUGAAGAACAGUCUGCAGGUUUACAACAACCAUCUGGGAUUGGCCAAAGGCCAAGGCCUAUGUCUUCAGAAGAACUUCCUUUGGCAUCAUCUUGGAGGUCAAAUAAUAGUAGGAAAAUUUCAGCAGAUAUUGAAUUUUCUGAUGAGUCUACUACUGCAGAAAGAGUAUUGAUGAAAUCUCCAUCUCCAGCACUGCACCCACCUCAGAAGUACAAAGAUAGAGGAAUUUUACAUCCUAAACGAAGCACUGAUGACAGGUCAGAUCAGUCUUCUGUGAAUACAGACAGCAAUAAUUAUCAAAGUCCUUGUGCUAGUCCUUCUCCUCCAUCCUCAGGAAAGGGCUCAAAAUCUCCUUCACCAAGACCAAACAUGCCUAUUCGAUACUUCAUAAUGAAGAGUAGCAAUCUGAGAAACCUUGAAAUUUCUCAACAGAAGGGUAUCUGGUCUACAACCUCUAGUAAUGAGAGGAAGCUAAACCGAGCCUUUUGGGAAAGCAGCAUGGUUUACUUGAUAUUUUCUGUUCAAGGAUCUGGACAUUUCCAGGGAUUUUCUAGAAUGUCUUCUGAGAUAGGAAGGGAGAAGAGUCAGGACUGGGGUUCAGCUGGACUAGGAGGAGUGUUUAAGGUGGAGUGGAUACGAAAAGAAAGUCUUCCCUUUCAGUUUGCACACCAUUUACUCAAUCCUUGGAAUGACAACAAGAAAGUCCAGAUAAGCAGAGAUGGGCAGGAACUAGAACCUCAGGUUGGUGAACAGUUGCUCCAGUUAUGGGAACGCCUUUCAUUGGGAGAAAAAACCACAACUGAUUGACAUUCAGGUUAUACCAUACUUGACUUUGAGUACUGGCAGUAUUUGUGAUCAUUAAGGAUAUCUUUCAGAUUAUUUAUCUUUUCUUUUUUUCUUCUUUUUCUUCCUCUUCUUCUUCUUUUUUUUUAACCCUUCCAGACUUCUUAGCUUCAGAAGAACAUCAUGCCUACUCAUAACCACUGAAUGCACUGACUUCCAAAAACUGAAAUGGGGUUGUGUGUUAUUCUGAAUGGGCUUUUCUGGUUGAAAGUGUUGCUUUAGAACCACCAUCUUCAUAUAAAAGAGAAAAGGAUAAUUUAAUUUUUAUAGUGAUCAUAGGGAAUGAUUAUAUGUUUGUUAAUAUGUUUAUAAUUGAAUGAAAUAGAGUUAGUUUCAUUAUUUAACACAAUAGCAGUUAAACAUACUUAAUUUGAAGUUAAACAUUUCAUUUGUUUGAAACACUGACUUAGAACUCUUAUUGGUGAUUUUUUUUAACGCAGAGUAAAUUGUUUACUUUUAAGAAAGGUCUGACUAUAUCUGUCCAUCUGAGCAACAUUUUAGAAGAGUCAACUCUAAAGAUUUAUCAUUAAAAAACAAGCAAAGAAAAGCAAAUGACCAAAAUCUAAAAAUGUCCCUUUCAAAAAUAAUGUGUGCUGAUUAAGGACUAUUCAUUGUGCCAUUUUUAACCUGAGGCACAUUAAGGAAGAAAAAAAAAGAAAGGAUGUUCUUUUUUUGCAACUAUGAAAUGCAGUAAAAAUUGAAGAAAGGCAGAAUUCCUCCCUGACUUUGAUCAGAUCAGAUUAAGUGCUUAGUUUUAUUCCUGGUGCUACCUCUUUUAACCUGAUGUGUCCCAAACAUUCUUUUCUCCUACAUUACAGUCGUCACACAUCUCUGAUAUAAAAACAGUGAUUAUGAUCUCUUUGUUUUGGCUAGAGAAAGUUGAUUUAGACAGGUUAAAAAUUUAAGUAAAUUAUACAAGUUGAAAAGAAAUGCUCUUAACAGUUACUGGUAGCUUGGUUUCUCUAUGUCUUCCAAACUGAAGCCUCCAAACGCCACAAUUCUAAAUGCCUUCUAUUUGUUUUCUAGUACUUUUUAUUCUACUUAUGUUUCCAGGUAAGAUUUCUCUUUUUUUGCAUUUGUGGUUUAAUAAAUGGUGGAUAACUUUUUGUAAACCCAUGUUAGUGCCAACUCUCAUGUAUUUCUUUGCCAUCUCAGAAUUAUUUGGUUUGCUCUCUUUACCACAAUUGUCUAUGAAGUUUCCUUAGACGCUUUCUGAAGGGAAAUAGAGGUACAGGGAGAAAUCAAAGAAAUGUCUUGGUUACUGAGUUCUAAAUAGAACAGGUUUGAUAGCACUUCUCA
This is a messenger RNA of Aethalodelphis obliquidens (Pacific white-sided dolphin), 5801 nucleotides long. RefSeq names its product YTH N6-methyladenosine RNA binding protein C2 (gene YTHDC2). Bases 177 to 4466 code for a protein of 1429 amino acids. The record is from RefSeq and is a predicted model, not a curated record. NCBI's taxonomy places the organism in Eukaryota, Metazoa, Chordata, Mammalia, Artiodactyla, Delphinidae. Gene Ontology annotation, cellular component: intracellular anatomical structure. The transcript has 29 exons. Gene Ontology annotation, molecular function: ATP binding; helicase activity; RNA binding.